Ogataea philodendri is the source of this 1479-nucleotide messenger RNA. RefSeq lists its product as uncharacterized. The transcript is spliced from 2 exons. The record is from RefSeq and is a predicted model, not a curated record. Lineage: Eukaryota; Fungi; Ascomycota; Pichiomycetes; Pichiales; Pichiaceae. The coding region runs from base 1 to 1479 and encodes 492 amino acids. Gene Ontology annotation, cellular component: cytoplasm.
AUGUCCUCUCACAAAUCGGACGUCAGAUCGAAUGUUUGGUCGGAGCUGAUCAAAGUUGCGCUGCCGGACUCGAAAUUCCACUUCAACUUCGCAGAGUUUAUUGCGGACUUUCAGGGCUCUUCAAAAGCAACGAAUUUUUUCAAGCAGGACGAUUCUUAUAGGUUAUCCAAGGUUUUAUUCAUUACGCCUGAUAAUUGUUUGGAGCAGCUCAGAUAUGAGGCGUUGAAAGAUGGCAAAACCGUUUUGAUGACCACCUAUGGGAUAUAUAGAGGGUUUUGGUUGCUGGAUCCUGCAAAGAUCGACCCAUCCAGGUAUGAGUACGCCUCGACAUUGGACGGCAUGGAGAAGGUUGCUGAGCAUCUUUCUUUGGAGAAAAUGAUCGAAAUGCAGUUGAAGGUGGAUGUAAUGAUAACAGGAACAGGCGCUAUCAACAAGAAAGGCGUUCGUUUCGGAAAAGGUCAUGGUUUUUUUGAUUGCGAAUGGGCAAUGCUUUACACCAUUGGAGUGAUAAAUAAGUCGACUCCUGCCGUCGCGUUUGUUCACGACUGUCAAUUAUUGGAUCAGGAAUUGAAACCAGAGGUGUUUGACACCGUUUGCGAUAUUGUUGUCACCAACAGCCAACUCUUGAAAGUUGAGCCUGUUCCUAAGCCGUACUGCGGUAUCCUGUGGGACCUGCUCGAUCCCAAAAUGUACGAUACCAUUCCGCCAUUGCAGGAGCUCAAGAAAUUGGACCUGGCGACUGGACCAGUCAAGAGGCUGACAUACAUACCAACUCUUGAGAUUGACGACAAGUAUAGGAAAACUAUACAGAAAAUUGGAGUUUCUUCAAAUGGAUCCUUCACCAAAAAUUCCCCCAUCAUAUCCCUAAAUGGGUUGGAUGUUAGAUAUAUACUAGAGAUCCUACAAUAUUUGAUUGAAAUUGACCAUAAUUCUACACUUCCCUUACAAAACUAUCUUGUGAAGUUUAUUAGACUUGCCCCUCUCACUUUGGAGUCACACAUUCAACGUGGAAGACUGAUUACACUAGUUCAAGAAAUAAUGCUUGUGAACUCAACUACCAAAAAUUCAACAGUCCAUUUUAAACUCCUAGUCAAUGUCUACUGCUUUCUGGUGAAAGAGUGCACCGCUAAGAUUUCUCUGAGAGUUCUGAACUUGAUGACUCUCAUCCAAGACUUCAUCAUGGCAGCACACGGAUUAUCAAUAGGUAAAGAUCCCUCAAGAUAUAUGGAAUUGGUGGCCGAACAUCGAUACAGAUCGAACCAAAAAAUCGAACAAGCCCUCUCCCUCCCAGUUGAGCAAUUCCAGACUCUCUUAUACUACUUGCUGAAACUCCUUGCCACAAUCCUCCAACUAACAAACAAUUCAGUCAAGAGGAAAAUGAAGAACCAGUUUCUGGCGAAAAGAGAAAGACUGCAAGCAUUUCUGAUUCUCAACGGAAACAUCGAACUUUUGAAACUACUGAAACAAUGCAACGUUUAG